Messenger RNA from Kockovaella imperatae, 2727 nucleotides. Its product is annotated as copper amine oxidase. The transcript is spliced from 12 exons. The record is from RefSeq and is a predicted model, not a curated record. NCBI's taxonomy places the organism in Eukaryota, Fungi, Basidiomycota, Tremellomycetes, Tremellales, Cuniculitremaceae. Gene Ontology annotation, biological process: amine metabolic process. Gene Ontology annotation, cellular component: plasma membrane. Gene Ontology annotation, molecular function: copper ion binding; quinone binding; primary methylamine oxidase activity. The coding region runs from base 180 to 2648 and encodes 822 amino acids.
CUUCAUAUUCAUCUUCCCACCUCUGUUGCGAUCUGUGGUUUCUGGGCUGGUGAGAAGUGGGAUAGUCAGACAGAGAUCCUAGGUCUGCUCUAUCAGGAUACCGCCUGUCAGAUAUCAUCACACUUAUCCACCAAGAAUCACAUUAGCUUCCGACUCAAACCCAUUUCAAGUCGAGCAUCAUGUCCGACCUCUCACAACCACUCCUCGAUAAGGAGAAUCUUGACCGAUCAUCAGUCGAGCCAAUCAUUCCCCGUCGCUCCAAGUCAAGUUCAUGGAGCGUUUUUCAGCUCGUAUCGGCCGCUGUGAUCGGAGGUCUCAUCACGACGGUCCUUCAUCGGUGCAUCCCAGUCUCAUCAAAGGCCGGUUCGAUCCAGCAAGAAGUCCAUGCUGAAACCGUUCCAAUGUGUCCCAGUACCGACGCACUACCUAUCAUUGCGCCUCGCACAAACAUCUGGAAGAAUCUCGAUCUCGAAGAAGCACUCGACGUUCGAGCUUGGCUAUCUGAUCCUGAGAGAGGGCUGAAUCUGACUCAUGCACAAGGUGCCAGCCCGAGUGAUAACUAUAUCCAGCUGGUCGAAGUGGCUCAUCCACCCAAAAGCCAAGCUCUCAAAUAUCUUCAAGAUGAAACCCCCCUCGAUCGAUACGCACACGCUAUUAUCGCCCAUGGAGGAAAGGACGUCGUCGUCGAUUACCUCGUCGGCCCACUGCCCAUCUCUGAGAAUACAACCUUCCGACCGAGAUCUGAAAACUAUCAUAACCCUGUCCCUCUGAACGCCCAUAUCCUUCUCAAUUGGACCAUGCUGGCGGAGCGUUUCGCCACGAUCAUCGCUCCUAUAGAUCCAGUCACGCGAGAUCUGUUCAAUGGAUCAAUCUUGGACGGGACACUUCAGUUUGCAGGCAUAGCGCCGACGAGCUACGACGGGAAAUGGAGACGCACAUGGGGCCAACUCAGACGAGCUGAUCCCGGUAGUUGGCUUCAACCGCUUGACAUGUACUUUUACGUCGACAUGAGUGGAAAUGACAUGUCGCAAUACUCUGUCUUGAAAGCCGUGUAUGAGGGCAAAAUGUACGAUGGAUUGGACGACUUAGUGGCGGCAUGGAAGGAAGGACAUCUAACCAAAUCGCCGCCUUCUUCAUACGAGUGGGCUACUCGCGCAAUUCGGGGCAAGAUGAGAGAUCUGGACGAUCGAGCGGGACCGAGGAGUGUUCAUUUUGACGGUGCCAGAUACAGGUUCGACGAAAAGGAGCAGUACGUGACCUGGAUGGGUUGGGCCUUCUACGUCGGCUUUGAGAGAGACAUGGGUGUCCAUCUCUGGGACAUCAACUUCCGGGGCGAACGAAUCAUCUAUGAACUUUCUCCACAGGAAGCGAUGGCGCAGUACUCUGGCAGUGACCCCCAUCAAGGCAAUUCGGUGUGGCUCGACAGGACAUUCGGUAUGGGUGGUACUGUGCGAGACGUCAUCCUAGGCUACGACUGUCCUCAUGAUGCUUUGCUUCUGAGUGCCACUACCCAUGAGCGGGGUACAGCAGUGCAGAGGCAAGGAAUUUGUGUAUUCGAGCGGGAAAGUGGAAGACCAUUGUCCAGGCAUACGGGUCGAGCGAAGAAUGAAAUGGGAGCCGUCAAAGGGUACGAGCUGGUCGUGAGGAGUGUCUCAUCAGUAGGCAACUAUGACUAUAUCUUCGACUACACGUUCCAAUUGGACGGUACGAUCGAGAUCCGAGUCUCUGCUUCGGGCUAUCUGCAAGGUGGAUACUGGCACGAAGGAGACGAUGAUUACGGGCACCGUAUACAUGAGCGAAACAUGGGUUCGCUGCACGACCACGUGAUGAACUUCAAAGUGGAUUUUGACGUUGCGGGUACGCAGAACUCAUUCAUGGCUGUUUCUUUGGAGAUGGAGGAUAAAGAAGCUCCAUGGUUUGAUGAUGAUUGGGGCACGACCCGCCAUCAACAGAAGAUUGUUCGCAGAAUUCUGGAGGAAGAGUCCCUGCUGGAAUACCCUCACAAUAUGGAAGGCGCCUAUGUCAUACUAAACCAGAAUGCCACAAACGCUUGGGGCAAUCACCGAGGCUAUGCUGUCCAUCCCGGACCUCUCUGCCAUCUGACCAAUCUCGAUAGCAAGCGGACGGAGAAUAGUGUCAAUUGGGCCAAGCACCACUUGGCAGUCUCUAAACGGAAGGACGAUGAGCCCACAAGCAGCUCAAUGUGGAAUAUGAACUUGCCGGGUGCUCCUCCUGUCAACUUUUACAAAUUCUUCGACAACGAGUCGAUCGUCCAGGAAGAUCUCGUCCUGUGGAUCAACUUGGGAACGCAUCACAUCCCCCGGGCGGAAGACACCCCAAACACCUUGACCAAUGUCGCAACAUCUUAUGUCUUGCUGACUCCAUGGAACUACAACGAUCAUGAUGUCUCCAUUGAGUCUCGCAACUCUGUCCUAUUGAACAAGAAGGGCGGCUGGGUGAUCGAAGAACAGAGUAUUUCGUCUGCGACUUGUUCUCCACCCAGACCGCCAAAGUUGGCUUACCGCGAUGGUGAGGCUUGGAAUGAGGAUGGGAAAGCGAUCAAUGAGGAUGUAUACGCCUUGAUAUCGGAUGUGGGCACUCCUCUGGUAGCUAAAGUCGGGGCGUUCAAUGGGCGUGGGGAGCUGUGAUACAUUCUCAACAUUAUGCAUGUCAGGUUGAAGGGGGGUACGUCAACCCGGACCGAGGACCGGUGAUCCCCGAUGGCGC